Messenger RNA from Conger conger (European conger), 627 nucleotides. RefSeq lists its product as uncharacterized. The record is from RefSeq and is a predicted model, not a curated record. NCBI's taxonomy places the organism in Eukaryota, Metazoa, Chordata, Actinopteri, Anguilliformes, Congridae. Gene Ontology annotation, biological process: spermatogenesis. Bases 1 to 627 code for a protein of 208 amino acids. The transcript has 4 exons.
AUGAACCCGCUUUGGAAGGUGUACAAGAGCAAGGUGAUGAAGACCAUCAACCCGGAGGCUGAAGAAGACACCGUGACAGAGAACAGCGAGCCUGACGGGAACAUGACGCCCAUCGAGGAGGACGAGGGCCCCAGUGCCAUGACGCAGCUGGCCAAGAAGAUGCAGGGCGCAGGGACCAGAGGAUGGAAGAGCAUGUCUGCGCUCUUCAAUAAGGAUGAUGAGCACCAGCUGCUGGAGUCAGAGGGCCAACCGGCGGCAGACCACCCGCUGGCGGCGAGGCCCGAGGAGGCGCGGCCGAACAAGCGGAGCACGGGAUUCUGGGACACCUUCGCCACCAAGUGGCAGCAGGAGGCGGCCGCCAAACAGACGGCGGCCGAGGAGGGCGUGGCCUGCGGGGAGGAGGCGCAGGAGGGCAGCGAGGGCGGAGCCAGAGGCCAGGAGAGGGAGGCCCAGCAGGAGGGCGAGGAGAGCGAAGGAGGAGGAGGAGGAGGAGGAGGAGGAGUAGGGAACAGCUUCUCCAAGUACGCCUCGCUGGGUGGCGGAGGGGAGGAUUCGGCCUUCAAGUGGAACUUUGUCACCGGCAAACUGGCCGAGCUGAAGUCGAAGAGCCUGGCCAAGACCAACUAG